Messenger RNA from Armigeres subalbatus, 1929 nucleotides. RefSeq names its product multiple inositol polyphosphate phosphatase 1-like. Lineage: Eukaryota; Metazoa; Arthropoda; Insecta; Diptera; Culicidae. The record is from RefSeq and is a predicted model, not a curated record. Bases 364 to 1785 code for a protein of 473 amino acids. The transcript has 5 exons. Gene Ontology annotation, molecular function: inositol phosphate phosphatase activity; acid phosphatase activity.
ACCAAUCUUAUCUGAGGCUAUGAGGCUUUUCGGUGUUGCUACAAUUUGCCUAAUUUGUCUACCAUUUGGUCUAUCAGACUCAGUUUCAGUUGAUAACGGCUAGUUGGUGGGAGACGUUGCAUCCAAUAUUUGUACCACAACUCACUAUUCUCAAACCUCCUGAAAGAUCACGAGCCUCAACAUGUGUAAAUUAAUGUACCUGGUCGAGUUAUGAGUUCAUUUGGGCAAAGUUGAGUGCUGAUUCAUAUAACUGAAGCUUCGUUUCGGCAAGAAAUACGAAGAGCAGGCAACAAGUGAACAACAAUUUGUUUUUUCUUGAAUUUGCUUCGUUAUUUAAACAUUGGAAGAUACAGACUCAUAUGAAUGAUGACCCGAUCUAGCAGAGUUCUUCAGAUAAUCCCGAUCGUUCUGAGCGUUCUUCUUGCUAGCCAACUCGUCGUUCAGGCGGCAAAGAGCAGCUUCUGUUGUGAGGACUACUGCUACAGUCGCGAUAGACACCGUAGUCAGUCGAAACACUUCGCAACCAAAACUGCCUACGAAGUGGUUCGCGGUUCGGCUUCUAGCAAGGACCAUAUCGUGCCAAAUUGCACUCCGACCAAGUUUUGGCUGCUCAGUCGUCAUGGAACGAGACUGAUGGGAGAAAAGGAUAUCGCAUCUUUACCGCAGGCUCUGAACACCCUCCGCGACUUGGUUCUGGAUAACUACAAUAAGCGUCGUACGGCUCCAAACGUAGGCAGAUUGUGCACGGAAGAUUUGAAUUUACUUAGAUCAUGGCGCUGGGAUUCAAAUAUCACCACCGGUUACGGAUCUUUCCUCACUAACCAAGGUUGGAAUGAUUUGAAAUUUCUUGCUGGACGAGAAAAGGAUCGCUAUCCUGAGUUGUUCAACGGGACGUACGAUAAGCAACGAUAUUUGUUCCGCCAUACGAAUACGCAACGUACUGAAGCCAGCUUCAAAGCGUUUGUUGAAGGUCUGUUCGGAGAUGAAGCUUAUAAUUCCAUUGAUGCAACGUCAGACCCCAGUGACGAUACUUUACUAAAAGCGUACGAUUUCUGUCCGGCAUAUGAUGCUAAUAAGGACAAAAAUGACGAACCGAACUCGGAAGCGAGUAAGUUUUUACAAUCCCGUCUGUACAUACAGACUUUGUCAGAAAUAUCGAAACGUUUGGGAUUCGAUUACACUUUGAGCACCGAACAGGUUGAAGACCUGUGGGAUGCUUGCAGAUUCGAACAAGCUUGGCAUCCAUAUGAGAACAGCCCCUGGUGCAGUGUCUUCACAAAGAAUCAAGUGGAUGUUCUCGAGUACAAGGAGGAUCUCAAAUAUUACUACCAGAACAGCUAUGGAUACAAGGAGAGCUCCAAUUUGGCCUGCUUCACGGUAGCAGACAUGAUAACGCAGUUAGGCGGCGUAGAUGGACAACAAGUAAUUGCAUAUUUCACACAUGAGUCUAAGAUUCAAAUCUUUCUGGCUGCCUUGGGUGCCAAAAGGGAUAAAAAUGCACUUCGAGCGGAUAACUAUUUCUCAAUGAGGCAUCGUAAGUUCAAAUCGAGCGAGCUGACUCCGUUUGCGUCAAAUGUCGCAGUCGUCCGAUACCAGUGCAGCGAUCCGGUGGAACCUGUGAAAGUGAAGUUCUUCCUGAACGAGAAAGUCUUGAAAUUGGACUGGUGUCGAGGUGAGUUGUGCGAUUGGUCCAAAGUAGUUCGUUAUCUCGAGCGUUUCACCAGUGGAGAUUGUGCAACAAUGUACUGUAGCGGAAGUGACGCGUCAAAUGGGACAUUGGGUUAAAUGUUUUGUUAUUUUUUAUGUUUAUGAGACAAUACUGAUGCAUUAAAACCAAUUAUUUUAACAUCUUUAAAUUGGAAUAAGAGAUAGGGUGUCCGUCGGUAGAGAAAGUGUGGAAUUAUAAAAUACCAUAUAAGAGACCUUGAA